UUAACCGUAUCCAAACAACAACAACAACAAAGAAAACAAAACAUCCGACUGUCUAGUUGUCAAAAUAACUUAAUUAAAAGAAUGACUGAAAAUCUAGGAUAUUCGCCACAGCCUGUUGAGUUCACAGAUGUGGUGUUAGAAGGUGAGCAUGUGACCUCCAAGAAGAAGAAGGAGCCACGUCGACUUGUCCACUUCAGUGAUGGAGUACUGGAGGAGUACUCCACAGACGAGGAAGAGGAUCAACCUGCGCCACCGCCACCGAUCAACCCGAAAACACUAUCCUGGGUACCAUGGAUGUGGCAUUAUGCAUCUACUGCAGCUGUGAAGACACUAGGGGCUGCAGAUACAUGUGGUGAGAAGCUGGCAUGGUUCUUUGGAAUUACCUCCCCUAAAUACCAGUCUGCCAUUGAUGAGUUCUACAGACUGAAAGCUGAGGAGGAGAAGGAGGAGGAGGAGGUACAAAGCUACAAGAAGAACAUGGCCUUGCUGAACAAUGUCAUAGUGGAGGGCCCGACUGGAGAGAAGACUGUGGGGGACCCCAACAACCAGAAGUUCUGAACACUUGGCAAUAUCGAGUGGCGUUCUGAGAAAACUGGGCAUAAUGUAGGUGCAUAAAGUGUGGUCCCAGAUUAGCCUGUGCAGUUUACACAGGCUAAUCAGGGAUGACACUUUCAGCCUUAUUUGGAUUUUUGCUAAGAAGAGACUUUAUUUAAACAAAAAAUGUCAUAAAAGCGGAAAUGUUGUCCGUGAUUAGCCUGUGCGGACUGCACAGGCUAAUCUUGGACGACACUUAAAGCACAUUCAUUAAGUACCGUUUUCUCAGAACGCGUCUCUAUUAGUCUUACAUACUCAAUAUUUGGUCUAACAUUCUGUGCCACAUCUUACUUUGUAUACAGAAAUGUCUUGUAGUAGUAUGAAUAAGACAGGAUAUUUUUUAUCUGAAUUUAGACACUGUUAUGGAAAUAAUGGUAGUAUAUAGGUUUAACUGCUUGCAAAUUUCAAACAGUAUAAAAAUGUAAGAUUUUGAAGUAUAACUUGAAAACCAUUCGCAUGAGACUCAUUAAAUGUACUUGUAUUGUGUCUUGUAUUGUGUGUUACGCUACGAAAAAGGAGGCUUAAUGCAUGUGAGCUAAGUGUUAAGUAGACGCUGCACAGGCUGAUCUGGGCUCAUGUAUUAAGACCCAUUUUUCAGAGCUUAGGUCAUAUUUAAUCCUUCCAGUCCUUUAAAGAGAUCCAAUACGUGUGGCAACCUAAUGUCUGUCCAGUCCUUUAAAGAGAUCCAAUACGUGUGGCAACCUAAUGUCUGUCCAGUCCUUUAAAGAGAUCCAAUACGUGUGGCAACCUAAUGUCUGUCCAGUCCUUUAAAGAGAUCCGAUAGGUGUGGGAACCUAAUGUCUGUCCAGUCCUUUAAAGAGAUCCAAUAGGUGUGGCAACCUAAUGUCUGUCCAGUCCUUUAAAGAGAUCCAAUACGUGUGGCAACCUAAUGUCUGUCCAGUCCUUUAAAGAAAUCCAAUAGGUGUUGGAACCUAAUGUCUGUCCAGUCCUUUAAAGAGAUCCAAUAGGUGUGGCAACCUAAUGUCUGUCCAGUCCUUUAAAGAGAUCCAAUACGUGUGGCAACCUAAUGUCUGUCCAGUCCUUUAAAGAGAUCCAAUACGUGUGGCAACCUAAUGUCUGUCCAGUCCUUUAAAGAAAUCCAAUAGGUGUUGGAACCUAAUGUCUGUCCAGUCCUUUAAAGAGAUCCAAUAGGUGUUGGAACCUAAUGUCUGUCCAGUCCUUUAAAGAGAUCCAAUAGGUGUGGCAACCUAAUGUCUGUCCAGUCCUUUAAAGAGAUCCAAUACGUGUGGCAACCUAAUGUCUGUCCAGUCCUUUAAAGAGAUCCAAUACGUGUGGCAACCUAAUGUCUGUCCAGUCCUUUAAAGAGAUCCAAUACGUGUGGCAACCUAAUGUCUGUCCAGUCCUUUAAAGAGAUCCGAUAGGUGUGGGAACCUAAUGUCUGUCCAGUCCUUUAAAGAGAUCCAAUACGUGUGGCAACCUAAUGUCUGUCCAGUCCUUUAAAGAAAUCCAAUAGGUGUUGGAACCUAAUGUCUGUCCAGUCCUUUAAAGAGAUCCAAUAGGUGUGGCAACCUAAUGUCUGUCCAGUCCUUUAAAGAGAUCCAAUACGUGUGGCAACCUAAUGUCUGUCCAGUCCUUUAAAGAGAUCCAAUACGUGUGGCAACCUAAUGUCUGUCCAGUCCUUUAAAGAGAUCCAAUACGUGUGGCAACCUAAUGUCUGUCCAGUCCUUUAAAGAGAUCCAAUACGUGUGGCAACCUAAUGUCUGUCCAGUCCUUUAAAGAGAUCCAAUACGUGUGGCAACCUAAUGUCUGUCCAGUCCUUUAAAGAGAUCCAAUACGUGUGGCAACCUAAUGUCUGUCCAGUCCUUUAAAGAGAUCCAAUACGUGUGGCAACCUAAUGUCUGUCCAGUCCUUUAAAGAGAUCCGAUAGGUGUGGGAACCUAAUGUCUGUCCAGUCCUUUAAAGAGAUCCAAUACGUGUGGCAACCUAAUGUCUGUCCAGUCCUUUAAAGAGAUCCAAUACGUGUGGCAACCUAAUGUCUGUCCAGUCCUUUAAAGAAAUCCAAUAGGUGUUGGAACCUAAUGUCUGUCCAGUCCUUUAAAGAGAUCCAAUACGUGUGGCAACCUAAUGUCUGUCCAGUCCUUUAAAGAGAUCCGAUAGGUGUGGGAACCUAAUGUCUGUCACUCUUGCCAGAGGUGUUGUAUGUGUUGAAUGAAUAGAAUCUCCAGCUUAGAUUUUCAUAAAAUUCCUUAACAAAACAUCCACUCUGUUCCACAAUAAGACUCAAUUGCAGUAAGAUUGAUUGAUUUCAACAUUUCCAUUUUUUGAAAUUUAAUACGUGAAUGCAUUAUUAUGAGUUUACAUUUGUAAAAUCGUCCAUAUAGGGUUGUGAACAAUACAGUUAUCUUUAUAAUUUGUAUUGGAGCACGUAAUCUGAAAUGUCAAUGAACAAUAGUAAUCAUGAUAUAUACGAUUAAAAGAGUUCAAGUCAAAAGUCAUGCCUGAACACAUUAGCUGUUCAGUUAAAUACAAUUUAAUGUAUUAAGAAAGGAAAUGUACACAUGUUAUAUCUUUUGUUUAAUUGCAUUUGCAUUUUAAUUAAUGUUUCUUUGUUACAAUAAUACUUAAUCUUUUGAAUAUUGUAUUUGUCCCUUUUUUGUCAAUUUUUAUAUUUUUACAGAAAGAAGACAUAUGUAGCAAAAUGUGCAUCUUUUGUCAUUAGGCAGUAGCAUAACAUUACUAUUCAUAUUUUGUGCGUAAGCGUUCAUUAUUUCAUCAUUGAACAGUAUCAUAACAUUUGAGUACAUUUGUAGCAUAGAUAUAUCAUUGAAAUUGUGUGAGCUUGUGUAAAUACAAAUAAAAUGUAAAUCCAUCUGAUCAAGAACGGCUGUGUAUAUGUUUAAAUAGUAAGAAGACAGGUUCAUUUGGUUCUUACAAAAAAUUUAUAUGAUUUAACUAUAUACUUUAAUAUACGGUAAAUCAAACUCGUCUAUAUGAAUAGUGUAUUUGCCAAAUGAUUCGGAGAUUGCAUCCAAGUCAAUAUUUGUAUGUUUUGUUUCAUGUUAAUAUUAUAUUUUAAAUGUUUACUUUUAUUUUAACUUAUUUUAUUAUACUUUAAUAAAACACUGUUAUGAACAUACAA
Messenger RNA from Dreissena polymorpha, 3694 nucleotides. RefSeq names its product protein FAM177A1-like. NCBI's taxonomy places the organism in Eukaryota, Metazoa, Mollusca, Bivalvia, Myida, Dreissenidae. Bases 82 to 558 code for a protein of 158 amino acids. The transcript is spliced from 7 exons. The record is from RefSeq and is a predicted model, not a curated record.